AUGGCCUCCAUGGGGAUGCAGGUGCUGGGCAUUGCCCUCUCUGUCAUCGGCUGGUUGGCCUCCAUCCUCUGCUGUGCAUUGCCCAUGUGGCGGGAGACGGCAUUCAUUGGAAACAACAUCGUGGUGGCCCAGAUCAUCUGGGAAGGGCUGUGGAUGAACUGCGUGGUGCAGAGCACAGGGCAGAUGCAGUGCAAGGUCUACGACUCCAUGCUGGCCCUGCCACAGGACCUGCAAGCUGCCCGUGCCAUGGUGGUCGUGUCCAUUGUCUUGGCCAUCUUGGGCACCCUGCUCGCUGUCACUGGUGGCAAGUGUACCAACUGCGUGGAGGACGACACCGCCAAAGCCAAGGUCAUGAUUCUCUCUGGCAUUAUCUUCAUCAUCGCUGGCAUCCUUAUCCUCAUCCCCAUCUCUUGGUCAGCCAAUACCAUCAUCCAGGACUUCUACAACCCGCUGGUCACCGAAUCCCAGAAACGGGACCUGGGGUCAUCCCUCUACGUGGGCUGGGCAGCCUCUGCGCUCCUGCUGCUUGGAGGGGGGAUCCUCUGCUGUACCUGCCCACCCCAGGGCGAGAAACCCUACUCUGCCAAGUUCACAGCUGCUCGCUCGCUGCCAGCCAGCAACUAUGUCUAG
Apus apus (common swift) is the source of this 630-nucleotide messenger RNA. RefSeq names its product claudin-4-like. Gene Ontology annotation, molecular function: structural molecule activity. Lineage: Eukaryota; Metazoa; Chordata; Aves; Apodiformes; Apodidae. The record is from RefSeq and is a predicted model, not a curated record. The transcript has a single exon. Gene Ontology annotation, cellular component: plasma membrane; bicellular tight junction. Gene Ontology annotation, biological process: cell adhesion; bicellular tight junction assembly. The coding region runs from base 1 to 630 and encodes 209 amino acids.